GCGGGACAGCUACCUAAGCUAGGCAGGCCUACUAAGAUCGCAAGAUUCAAGCAGCAGUUCAGUCAGGUCUUUACUACUGCCAACCACAUCUUUUACCGCAAUUUUGGGCCAAGAAUAUUACGCCCAUACGCAGGUUCAGCAGGCAAUAAUCCCUAAGGAUAUCUCAAUUUUAAAGUUUUGAAUACCACUGUCUUCUUCUGGUCGCUACCCACUCGAUGCUAUCAUGAAUUGACGUCAGGUUUGGAAUCUGCAUUGCUAGAGCAGUUAUCUAGCACAUCACCAAGAAGAAACUCAUACCUUCAACGGAUUUUGUAUAUUGUAUCUUGGGGAUCCUGCUUUACAUUCGCCGAUACAAUAAGGGUCACGCUACAGUCAUGCCUCCCUUCCUCUCACCGUCCCCCACCAUCCUCAUUCCUAACCUGCCACCAAAAACUCUCGUCGGUAUCGAUCUCAUCACCUUCACAUCCACGGCCAAUUUCCAUGGAAUACGCGAUCUCCCGAAUGGAUGGCACUUUCUAUACUCGGGUACAACAGAGACUCUGUCUCUCAGAUGUGGUGGAUGGUUUUACGUUGGCGAUAUCAAUACCCUUCAAGCUAGCCACGAUGGAGCCAUUGUCCCAACGCGACGGGCGGAUCUGGGGCCGGAAGUUGUCAUUUGGAAAUGGAAUGCAGAUACCGAGUCUUUGAUACCUCUAAAGGGUGAUAAUGAUGCAGACAAACAAGAAGCUAUGCGACAUAAAGCAAAUCCGGGAGCAGUCUGGCAAAGCGGGGGACUGUUUCGGUACCGAAGUCGUGUACCGUCGCCAUUGGUGGGGAAACAGAUACCUAUGCAAGAUGAGAUUGACGAGGAACUUGAAGAAGAAGGGAAAAGUAAUUGGGAUGGAUUGACCAACAGACUAUCUCCAGCACUCUUGUCGCGAAUUAUCGGGGAUCCAGAAUGGGAUGUUGACGGCCGGCCUCGCUGGAUGGUCACGUCUGCUGGAACAGCAAACAAAGAUUCUGAAGAAAUUCCAGGUAUCGCAAAUUCUGCAGAAGCCUUUAAUGACUCGGGGGGAGCUAUUGAGGAACAAGAUGAAUUCACUUUCCUCCCAAUUGAUCUAAAGAGAACUUGGAGAGAAGGCGCUAUUGGACGGGAGAGAACUGAAGCUGCUCAAGAUCGCUCGUGGGCCCUCGGGGAUCUGAUACUCCGGUAUUCAAGCACGAUCGAGGAUACAAAAGAUAAUAUAUCUGGAGAAGCGCAGAUACUGGGUGAACUGCAGUUCUGUUUCCUAAUGACUUUGACAUUGAUGAAUUACUCAUGUCUCCAGCAAUGGAAACGAUUGCUAGGCUUGAUCUUAACUUGCCGAAGUGCAAUAAAGGAUAGGGAGUUGUUUUUUAGGGAUUUCCUAGCACUGCUGCUGCUUCAACUCAAAAGAUGUGAUGAUGUCGACGGAGGACUGUUCGAAAUCGACGGUGAUGAAGGCGGAAGGUUCCUGCGAAAGCUUCUGAUGAAGUUCAAGAUACUACUCCAUGAGGUUGUCGGCGAUACUGGGUCCAUCGUCAAAACUGAGUUUGAAAAACUAGAAAGAUGGGUACAAGAAGAACUCGACUGGGAACUGAAUCGCGAUGCUUUUGUUCGGAAAGGUAUGUUUCAAUUGGAAGAUGGAGAGGAGGUGGAGCUAGAAAUGGAAGACGACGAAGACGACGAGACUGGUGAGUAUGCUCCAAUGGUGGUAGAAACAGAAUAAGGCAAUCCUGCAUAAAACAUGGAUAUAAGAAAUGCUAUAUAUUUAAAAUUGGAUGGCUUUCCUCGGUCAAUAGGAUAAAAGUAUUUGUAUUGAG
Messenger RNA from Aspergillus wentii DTO 134E9, 1821 nucleotides. RefSeq names its product AAR2 splicing factor family protein. The transcript has a single exon. Bases 375 to 1727 code for a protein of 450 amino acids. The record is from RefSeq and is a predicted model, not a curated record. NCBI's taxonomy places the organism in Eukaryota, Fungi, Ascomycota, Eurotiomycetes, Eurotiales, Aspergillaceae. Gene Ontology annotation, biological process: spliceosomal tri-snRNP complex assembly.